Molecule: messenger RNA, 1267 nt
Organism: Cololabis saira (Pacific saury)
Lineage: Eukaryota; Metazoa; Chordata; Actinopteri; Beloniformes; Belonidae
Gene: cript
Product: cysteine-rich PDZ-binding protein
Exons: 5
Coding region: 113-418 (101 amino acids)
Biological process (GO): cytoplasmic microtubule organization
Cellular component (GO): dendrite
Molecular function (GO): microtubule binding; PDZ domain binding
Source: RefSeq, a predicted model, not a curated record
GGGACCUCGAUGACGUAAGAGGAACGACCGGAAGUUUACAAUAACAGAGCGAUCUAAUGCUCGUCGUCAUUUUUUAUUCAAUUUUCACCCUAAAAUUAAACGCAGCGCAAAUAUGGUCUGCGAGAAGUGUGAAAAGAAGCUCGGAAAGGUGAUCACUCCUGACACCUGGAAGGAUGGAGCUCGGAAUACAACAGAGAGUGGAGGGCGUAAGCUAAAUGAAAACAAAAUGUUGACAUCUAGGAAAGCCAGAUUUGACCCUUACAGCAAGACAGGCUUUGCUAUCUGCAGAAUCUGCAAGAGCUCAGUUCAUCAGGCUGGAUCACAUUACUGCCAGGGCUGCGCCUACAAGAAAGGAAUCUGCGCAAUGUGUGGAAAGAAAGUUUUGGAAACCAAGAACUACAAGCAGACAUCUGUGUGACAGCGUGCUGCUCAGAGAGCAGCACUGAGUGAAAUACAGACUGUGAAAGAGAGAGAUGUGGACUUGGCUUGCCUCUUAUUAAAUAUCAUCAUAUAAUACUUCUGAAACUAACCCGGUUAUCAUACACAGGCAAGCAGUGUUGUCUCCAUAUGCACCCUCAGCUGUUUCUAAAGUCACUGCUUUAAGGCAUUUUCCAGAUUUUAAUUAAAGUUUAAGACUCUUUGCGUUUUAGCAUGUUGAUUUCUGUAUCAAUAAAUGUUGAAUGUGUGUGAAUUAAAGCUCCCAGUGUGAGGAGAUUUGACUGGGUCAUUUUCUGCAUCUCUGCCUGCAGGCACAAGCAAGCAUAAUUUUAGCCUCUUACGCACAUAUAUAUAUUUCGUUUGAAUGUAAUAAUUAGUUUACCCUGACAUAAUCAUAUUUAGAAUCUGUCUGCUCACCGUCAGCUGUGACCCCCCCCCUCCCAGCUUCCAAUCUGCUGUCAGAGAGGAGGGUUAUAGUUCACAGGCUUCUCUGACGACAGCCUCCCCCUUUGAUAUUUAAAGGGCUUGCUCUGCCUCAGGCCUUAAAUCACUGUGUCCACUGGAUUUUUACAAAGUCUUUAUCUAAAAAGCCUUCUGUCGGGCAUUGAUGCAUUAUAUCAAUCUUUCCUAUUGUAGGAAAUGUACUGUAGUGUACAGAGUUUAAAUGGUUGGAUGUAGGAAGUGGAACUGAAUCCAGGACAGUUGAGCAGAGCAAGCUGCUGUGAUCCACAGUCAGGGAGGUACUUUAGUUUAGAGGGCAGAAGCUGGUUAUAUAAUUCUGGUUUCUUUUAGCUUCUGUGUCCUAUCGCUGCAGCUUCAGCCUGUUAGU